GGAGAUUUUGCAUCACUUUACACACUCUGAACGUUUUGAGUUGCGUAUGAAUUGAUUAUUUUGGCAGUAAUAUAAAUCGCUUAGAUGAACGUUAAGAAAUGUUAUCACAAAUGAGUCAUCGAUAAUUAAAAUAUAUCAAUACGGAUUCAAUCAAACGAGUAGUCAAUAGGAAUUUUAUAUCUUAACUGUGUAUCUGAUAUCUUAUCCUAAUGGCAGGGCCUGAUUUGCCGAAGACUCCAACUCCUUUAAAAAACAUUCAGCAAUAUUUGACAGUUGCCAUAAAACAUGAUCAGCGAGACUGUGUUGUUAGUUAUUGGUGUCGUCUCUAUGCUCUUCAAACUGGGUUGAAAUUAUCAACAAAGACGUCAGAAGAAACAGGUUUUUUACUGAAGUUAAUGGAUUGGUUGGAAACAACAAAAAAGGCAUUGCAUGAUAAUGAAGCUAUUACCAAUGAAGUUGCUGCUCAAGCGCAUCUGGAAAAUUGGGCCUUGAAGCUGUUUUUAUAUGCCGAUAAGAAUGAUAGAGCUGCUAAUUUUUCAAAAAAUGUAGUACAAAGCUUUUACACCGCACAAAUAUUGUACGAUGUAUUGACACUGUUUGGAGAAUUGAGUAUAGAAGCAGCUCAGAAUCGGAAGUAUGCCCAGUGGAAGGCAGCUUAUAUCCACAAUUGUCUAGUAAAUGGAGAAACUCCAGUACCAGGACCGAUGGAAGAAAAGGAAGAGGAAAAGGAUUCGAUUGAAGGAUUAAAUGAUAAUGAUGAAGAUCCGGAAUCAAAUGUAAAUAUUCCACCUGAAAAUCCGAAGGACGACAUUCCACAAAGUAUUCCAUCUACUCCUGCAAGUCCACCUGCAACUGUACGAACACAGUCAUUUGAAUCAGAGGAUAAUACUGCUUAUAAGACAGAAGACAAUACCAAUCUGUCAGUAGAGCACAUUAAUAAAGCGCAAAAGUACAUAAAAUGGGCAGGCAGUGCGUUGGACUAUGACGAUGUACCUACUUCCAUAACAAAUCUUCAGAAAGCUUUGCAUCUUUUAACUACAGGUCAAGAACUUGCCUAAAGAAACCGAUAGACAUUAGGUAAUGGCUUAUUUGUAAUUAGUUGUGAUAAAUUUGUCAGCUAUUUUCUAUAAUGAGGAGUGCAAAUAUUUUACUAAUACAAGAUUAAGCAAGGUUUUGACAAUUUUAACAAUAGAUUAUCAAUUAUUACUUUAAAAGGCUUACGAAAACCAGCAACUAGAUAUUAAUGAAAAUAACCUGAAAUGAAAUAGAGCAUCGAGCACUUUAACAUCUUUUAUUUAUAUAAUGUUGAAGGAGAUAGAUUAAUGAAUAAAUGUAUAAAAAUA
This is a messenger RNA of Linepithema humile (Argentine ant), 1343 nucleotides long. It is a transcript of the gene Vta1, whose product is annotated as vesicle trafficking 1. Gene Ontology annotation, cellular component: multivesicular body. The record is from RefSeq and is a predicted model, not a curated record. NCBI's taxonomy places the organism in Eukaryota, Metazoa, Arthropoda, Insecta, Hymenoptera, Formicidae. Gene Ontology annotation, biological process: late endosome to vacuole transport via multivesicular body sorting pathway.